GAGAUACUGUAUAGUGAUACGACACAAACUCCGCCUAAUUUCACACCUCCGCCAGUUUUUACACCUUCGACUUCAGUUCCUCAAACCACACCUCCUCAGUCGACGCCCAUACCCAUUAAUGUGUAUGAUCAGAUACGCCCGACAGCAACCAGACGAAGUAUUUCUCCGGCACAGAAGGAUCCUCGUCACCAGCAAAGCUCCACCCUCCCUCUCUCGCCAGCCCAUAAAUACGAAGAACCAAGUCCUCCUGUUCAUCCUCGAAGUCGCAUGAGGAGCAACCCAAGUAUAGCCACGCCCUAUCCAUUCCCUUAUUCUCAACCAGUUUCAUCUCAAAGGGAUAUUAAUAAAGCGGGUGUGGUUAGCCCCGCCCCAUUGCAUCUAAUGCAGCGAGCAACUUCGGUCCCGUCCGACCAGCACUGGUUCCACCCACCACAGAGGGCGGGGCAUCCUAAGAAUUCUAUUGGUAGUAAUAGUAAGCUACCAGCUGUACGAGAGAGAGGUACAUCCCCUCCUAGUGAUCACUGGUAUCACGGUAACAGUGAUAUAGUCACGCCCACUAACGUUAUUGAUUACGCUACAAGCUCCAUCAGUAGUCAGAGUUUAAAUCGACCAAUCAGCAGAGGGCACAGUGGGGGCGUAGUACCACCCGUGAGACAAGGCGUAGUAUUGUAUGAAGUAUGA
Amphimedon queenslandica is the source of this 681-nucleotide messenger RNA. Its product is annotated as extensin-like. The record is from RefSeq and is a predicted model, not a curated record. The annotation marks the transcript as partial. The transcript has a single exon. NCBI's taxonomy places the organism in Eukaryota, Metazoa, Porifera, Demospongiae, Haplosclerida, Niphatidae.